Messenger RNA from Polistes dominula (European paper wasp), 1522 nucleotides. RefSeq names its product ornithine aminotransferase, mitochondrial. NCBI's taxonomy places the organism in Eukaryota, Metazoa, Arthropoda, Insecta, Hymenoptera, Vespidae. Gene Ontology annotation, cellular component: cytoplasm. Gene Ontology annotation, molecular function: pyridoxal phosphate binding; identical protein binding; L-ornithine transaminase activity. The record is from RefSeq and is a predicted model, not a curated record.
UGUUAGUAUAUUUUUUGUAAUAUUUAUUAUUUAAACAUUUUUAAAUUGCAAUAUUUGAAUUUGAUUUAACAAAACUUCAAUAAUGAAUUCUUUGGUCAAAAUGGCAUUUGGAAGUUUUCGUUUUUCGUCUGCAUCCAAUUUGUUGAAAAUUCAUAAACAAACAUUGCAGUAUUCAAAAAGUAUUACAUCUCAGCAAGUAUUUGAACGUGAGUGGAAAUAUGGGGCACACAAUUAUGAACCUUUAAAAGCAGCCCUUUGUAAAGGUGAAGGAAUUUAUUUGUGGGAUGUUGAAGGAAAAAGAUAUUACGACUUUUUAAGUGGAUAUUCGGCUGUUAAUCAAGGCCAUUGUCAUCCAAGGAUUUACAAAGCAAUGAUUGAACAAGCAAAAAAACUAACUCUCACUUCUAGAGCUUUUUACUCAGACGUUUUAGGUGAAUUCGAGGAAUACAUUACCAAAUUGUUCGGAUAUGAUAAAUGGUUGCCAAUGAAUACCGGAGUUGAAGGAGGAGAAACUGCAUGUAAAUUAGCACGACGAUGGGGAUACACAGUUAAAAAGAUACCGCAAUAUCAAGCAAAAAUUAUUUUCGCGGAAGGUAAUUUUUGGGGUAGAACAAUGAGCGCAUUAUCUUCGAGUACUGACCCAUCUAGUUAUAGUGGGUUUGGUCCAUUCAUGCCGGGUUUUGAAUUAGUACCUUACGAUAAUUUGGUUGCUCUUGAACAAGCAUUUGCUGAUCCUACCGUUUGUGCAUUUAUGGUUGAACCUAUUCAAGGUGAAGCAGGAGUUGUAGUACCAAAGGACGGUUAUCUGAAAGGUGUUAGAAAACUUUGUGAUAAAUACAACGUUUUAUGGAUAGCAGAUGAAGUUCAAACAGGCUUAGGAAGAACAGGAAAACGAUUGGCUGUCGAUUACGAGAACGUAAAACCUGAUCUAGUGAUACUUGGAAAAGCAUUAUCGGGUGGAUUCUUUCCUGUAUCGGGUGUCUUAGCAAACGAUCCUGUAAUGUUGACUAUAAAACCUGGGGAACAUGGUUCAACUUUCGGUGGUAAUCCUUUGGGUUGUAGAAUAGCAUUGGAAGCUUUGAAAGUACUCGAGGAAGAAAAAUUAGCAGAAAAUUCUGAAAAACUUGGUGAAAUAUUUAGAUAUGAACUUAGAAAACUUCCUAAAGAUCUUGUCCCGGUGGUCAGAGGCAGAGGAUUGUUUAAUGCAAUUGUAAUUAAUGAAAAAAUCAAUGCUAUGGAUAUUUGUAAAAAAUUAAAGGAUGAGGGUAUUUUAGCUAAACCAACACACGGUCAUAUCAUUAGACUGGCACCACCUUUGGUUAUCACUGAACCACAGAUAAGAGAAUGUUUAGAUAUUAUGUCACGAACGAUACUCAAAUUUCAACAAUAAUUUAUCUUCUUUUUUAUUAUUUUUAUUUUUUAAUAAUAAGUCACACUUUUAUUUUGAAAUUAUUUAUAUAAACGAUCAUACCACACAUAUGUAAUUUGUAAUAUGGUUGAACAAAGUGAACUAUUUCGUUUA